Messenger RNA from Penicillium expansum, 1614 nucleotides. RefSeq lists its product as uncharacterized. The transcript has 2 exons. NCBI's taxonomy places the organism in Eukaryota, Fungi, Ascomycota, Eurotiomycetes, Eurotiales, Aspergillaceae. The record is from RefSeq and is a predicted model, not a curated record. The coding region runs from base 1 to 1614 and encodes 537 amino acids.
AUGGCCACUUCCACGGAGCGGACGUUCGUCCAGAGACCCACAUUGCUGCCAAUCUUUCCUCUGGAGCUCUGGGAUAUCAUCAUUGAAUACCUGCAUGAUGAAGAAUCUGCCCAACAUCUGAGCCGACUUGCUCAAACAUGUCCCGCGCUUUAUUCCAGAAUUGAUCCUCAGCUCUACAAUAACCCUGUACGCCUACUCAAUUCAGAAAGCGGUGCUCGUCUUGCCCUCACCAUAGAGAAGCGUCCAGAGCUAGCACCACUCAUUUGUGAGAUUCGACACAAGCAGGAUACUGGGUCAGAAUAUUGGUCUAACCGUCAUCUCCAAUUUUAUAAGACGGCUGUAACUUUGCCGAAUCUGGAGAACCUGAGUUUGAGAAGAAAUCCCAGGCCCUUUGAUUCUACUCGGUGGGCCAGUGCAAAUGCCAGAGAUGACGCCAUGCUGGAGUGGAUGGAUAAGAUUGCCUCUGGAUCAGGAAGCGUCAAAGAGUACCGAGAGUUGGGAUAUGGGCCUUCAGGAGAAUCGUCGUUCAGUCCUCCAGAUCGCGAGCUAAGUCACACACGAGAUGGAGAGGUUGAAACUUUGUUUUGGCACGCUUCUCUUCAACACCCGCCAGGGCUGCCUGCCCUGCGUGUUUGUCACAUCGGAAGCGACUAUGAUCAUAACGAGAACAAUCCUAAGAUGGACGGCAGAUGCUUACCAAUUUUCAAUGAAGCACUCUUCUGCCAUCCGGGCUUACGAAAGCUCUGUAUCACUGGCGCUACUUUCCGGCUUUCCCGGUCUAGCCUCUCACUAACAUCUCCAUCGCCUUUGGAGGAACUGACCCUUUUGAAUUGCGUCAUCAAUCCAUCUGACCUCCGAACAGCGCUUGAAUAUCCAGCAGCCUUGAAGCGGUUUACCUUCAGAGGUCCUAGAUCAGAGGAUAUGUUAGAGGGAGAAGCUGAAUGUUACAUUCACUCAACGCUCUCACACGAAAAUUCCUUAGAAUACAUUGAUUACGAUCUUUACUGGGGAGCUGAUGAGGAAACAGACUUUGGUGAACUAGUCUGCCUUAAGGAUCUCACAACAACUCUCGCCACACUUGCAGGGAGGGAAUGCAUGGAACUGGAUCCUACGGAUGAUAUUCUGCCACAGAAUCUUGAGAGUCUUACGAUACGAUACGAUGAAGUGAAGGCCUGGCUUCCUUCGGUUAUCUACGAGAUGGUGAAAGAUGGAAAACUCCCAAAACUGCGUCGUUUUACCUGUGAGGUACCAGAAAUCAUAGAGCACCUCCCAUCAAUCAACCCACAUAAGUCCAACCCACCCGUCGGUGAGAUAUGUCAGGAGGGCAACACCUGGAAAAGCAAGUUUGCGGAGCUGAAUGUGGAGAUGUCCAUGGUGUCUGUGCCUUAUCCUCUUGAUCUGCCCAAAUAUGACGUGUGUUCUUGUGAAUGUCUGUCCUUUUACCACCGCAUGUUCUUCCAUCCGCGAAAACCACUAGGACUUCCUUGGGAAGAAAACGGCUUUGGAGAGGAGGACGUGUUCUUUGACGACUGGGCCGAUAUUGACGAUGAAAUGGACCUUGAUAUUCUCAUGGAUGAUCUUGCGGAGAAUUCUGGAUCUGAUGUCUCGGCUUGA